AUGCAUUGUACUAUAACAUCGAACAAAAAUAUUGAACUUAUCGAUUUGACCAAGGAUGAAAACAUUCAAGAAGAACCAAUAAUAAAUAAUCAAUGUCAAUAUAUUUUUCGAAUUCUAAUUAAAAAUGAGAUUUCAUCAACAACAAAUGUACCGAAAACAACUCAUACUUCAAUUAAUCACCAGCAAUCAUGGACAUCGAACAUCCACGAUGAUAAAACGAAAAAACUUAAGUCAUUUAUCAAUAAAUAUUUGAUCAUCGAUUGUCUAAAAGGAUUACAAUUGUUACCGAAUAAUUCAGUUCAAUGUAUUGUUACUUCGCCACCAUACAAUAAACUUGGUCUUCGUGAAGGUCGUCAAUUUAAAGGACAAAUUAUUUAUGAUACAUAUGAUGAUAAUAUGAAUGAAGAUGAAUAUCAACAAUGGCAAUGUAAUUUAUUAAAUGAAAUAAAUCGUGUAUUAACACCAAAUGGUUCUCUUUUUUACAAUCAUAAAGAUCGUCGUUAUUGUAAACGUGAUUAUCCUCCUGAAAAUUUUAUUCUUCGAAGUAAUUUAAAAUUAUAUCAAACAAUUAUUUGGGAUCGUGGUUCUACAGUUAAUCAAAAUUCUGAAUAUUUUCGUCCAAAUCUUGAAAAAAUUUUUUGGUUAACAAAAUCUUCAAUUAAUUGUUCAUCAUUAUCACCAAAAUUUUAUCGUAAUAAAUUACCAGAAUGUUUUCAAAGUUCAAUAUGGAGAAUAGCACCUGAUCGAAAAAAUUUACAUCCAGCACCAUUUCCACAAUUAUUAGCUGAAAUUUGUAUUUUGGCAACAACUGAUCAAGGUGAUCUUGUGUUAGAUCCAUUUGCUGGAUCUGGUACAACACUUGUAGCUGCAGUUAAUCUUAAACGAACUUUUCUUGGUUUUGAUAUUAGUAAAAAAUAUCAAAUUAUGUUUCAAAAACGAUUAACUAAUUCAAAUACUCAAGUGAAUCUUUGGGAACAAAUGUUCGUAGUAGAAAAAAUUCUUGAUCGACGAAUUAGAAAUGGUCAUGUUGAAUAUUUACUCAAAUGGAAAGGUUUUGAUCAUGAUCAAAAUACUUGGGAGGACAAGAACAAUUUACAUUGUCCAGAUUUACUCAAACAAUUUGAAUCAUCAUUAAAAAGGUACAAAAGAAAAAAACAUGCAUAUUCAACUAAAGUAAAUGUACACAAAAUUAAUAUUACUUCAUUGAGUGAAGAAGAACCUGAUGAAAGAUCAGCCAAACGUAUUGUUAAGAAGAUAUUAUCGUCGAAGAAGAAAAAUUUAUCUGACUUAUCCGAUGAUGAAGAUUAUCAUCCAUAG
Molecule: messenger RNA, 1317 nt
Organism: Rotaria sordida
Lineage: Eukaryota; Metazoa; Rotifera; Eurotatoria; Philodinida; Philodinidae
Source: the annotation of a GenBank genome assembly